Helianthus annuus (common sunflower) is the source of this 657-nucleotide messenger RNA. RefSeq lists its product as uncharacterized. NCBI's taxonomy places the organism in Eukaryota, Viridiplantae, Streptophyta, Magnoliopsida, Asterales, Asteraceae. Bases 1 to 657 code for a protein of 218 amino acids. The transcript is spliced from 2 exons. The record is from RefSeq and is a predicted model, not a curated record.
AUGGAGCACCAUAGCAAAGUUAGAAAAUUUUCUCACUCAGUCGAACAUAAUAUCGGUUCUCUUCUUCAAGGUGAUGUCAGUAUGGGCGAUAUGAUUCGUAUUUGGUUAGACCCGUGGUUAUCCGAUGUCCCCUUGCGUGUUUUGUUCCUUAAUCUUAUUCUUCUAGAAAAUCAUAAAGGUUGCCUUACCAGUGAGAUGUUUGAAGUUUCGGAUAUUGGUGUUGUGUGGAAAUGGGAAUGGAAGCACUCAGCUUGGAGCGGAACCGAAGAGGCUGAUUUACUCAAUCUUUAUCAGAUGCUUGAUACUUUUCAGCCCUCAGAAUGGAAUAAAAGAAUCCUCAAGAAGGUCAAUAUUUUCGCUUGGCAGGCUAGUCUCAACAGAUUGCCUACUUUAUCCGAUCUCACGAGAAGAAAUGUUCCAGUCGACUCCACUCUCUCUAAGUUCUGUUCCGAGGAUGAAGAAACGGGGGCCCACCUUCUUAUUUCCUGCAGAUCGGCUGGUCAGAUUUGGCAAAACAUAUCCUCAUGGUGCAUGAUUGCGCAAAUUUACGCUUUCACUGUGACGGACCUCUUAUCAGCUCAUGAUUAUUAUAGACUGGGUCGGCGGAAAAAAGAAAUUCUAUAUGGGAUUAUUCUCACGGCUUGUUGGUGCAUCUAG